This is a messenger RNA of Heterobilharzia americana, 798 nucleotides long. NCBI's taxonomy places the organism in Eukaryota, Metazoa, Platyhelminthes, Trematoda, Strigeidida, Schistosomatidae. The record is from the annotation of a GenBank genome assembly.
AUGAUUGAAAAUAAUCGUAAACUUAUGCUGACGAAUUCUAGAAAUACACCACAUUCACUAAAAUCUCCAUUAAAAUUAUAUCAAACAUGUAUAAGAUUUUGGUCAAAAUUACACUUAGUAGUGCAUAUACUGUGUAGGCAUGCAGUUGGACGUAAACCUGGAAAAUGCGCUGAAUGUAAUUCAUUCAAUCAACCAUAUUCAGAUGAUUAUAAAGAUGAGAGUCAGUUUUGGAGGUGGAAGAAGAAUUCACAAAGGCAAUCUUCAAAAUACUGUAAAACUCAGAUAAGUAGUUGUAGUAAUAGUAAGGAAUGUAAAACAAAUUAUCAAGAUUAUUCCUCCGAAGAAUCAUCAACAUCCGAGUCAGAUGAAAACUAUCGAUGUAAAUCUUCAAACCCUUUGUUAUUUCCAGAAGGAUUACAUAAUUUAGAAACACAUAUUGAUGCAUAUCAUCUUCCUCAGAUUGAAAUAGCCUUCUGGUUGAAACAUCAGUCCAUUAAAGGGGAUAAUACAGAAUAUAACUGGAUUUAUUCAUGUCCAUUGUGUCAGUUGAUUUCUAUAUCUUAUGAUUUGAGUACACAACACGAAAAUAGACUAUCUGACCAAUUAACAAAUCGUAUUACCAGUAAUGCAAUGCUUCAAGCCCAUAUAGUAUGCUUUCAUGCUGGUGCGAAUCAAAUUGACUCACUGUUAGGCAUUUGUCAAGUAUGUUCUUUAAAUAAGCAGAUUAGUGAAAGUAUCACAUUCAUUGAUGUCAAAACGAAUUACACAAAUCAAGUAUACACUUUAACAAACAUUUAA